AUGAGUGUUUUUGUUGAGUUCUGGCCCGGGCUGGGUUGAUUCGCCAGCUGGGGACUGUCGUGAGCAGUCGCAGCGUCGGCUCCAGUUUCCUGCGCUCAAUUCCUAGCUGGAUGAAGUCAAUCUGAGUGACUAGGGAGAGAUAUUCUGCGUUGGAGUAAGUCCGAAAAAGAUUAAUUAACAGACCGGAGAACCCAAAAAAAUCUGGAUGAAAAUAAGCGCAGACCAGAAUGCCAGCGGGAUAAAAGACACUUCUUCUUCUCUUCCGUCUAUCGGUGAAAAAAACUAACUAGCAGCUAAAAGCUAGCUAACCUACGUUGCUGUCUUAAGUAGCUUUGAAUAGUCGAAUGCUUUUGUUUCUAAGAAGCACAAUUUUAAUGGGCUUCAUCUCUUUGGAGUUUACUACUACAUUACAACUGGGUCCGCGUUAACACUUCAAUGUUAGCAACGGUUAAGCAGGUAGGCUGAGGAGGUUGGUAGUUGGUUAGUUACUAGUUCAAACUAGCUCUUCGUGUUGGUGCUUGUUCAGCUGUCUUGAAAUCACUCCAUUGAGGUGAUUAGUUGGGCUUUUUUUUUUUUUUUCCAACAGUAAAAACGAGCUGUCGUCAACACUUUCAUACUGUACAUCUACCGUUUUUGAGCUUCGCUUUCAUCUUGGACCCAAACUGAAUGAAGUGCUUUAUUUUUCUAGUUUACAGCUGAAAGCUUCUUCUUUUUUACUUUUGCUUUUGACUGAAUCGCUUAGACUUUUCGUCGCCAUGGCAGCUGUAGCCAGCUACUCACCACCUUGGUGGGUGAACCUGCUGCACAGACUUCCCCACUUCAACUUAAAGUUUCAGCAAACAAGCAGUGAUUUCCAACCAGAAGACUGGACAUAUCAGCAGUCCAUCUUGUUGCUGGGCGGUUUAGCGCUUGCCUGUCUGGUUCUGGACCUCCUGUUUCUACUCUUCUACUCCAUCUGGCUCUGCUGCCGACGGAGCAAAACCACUGAGCAGCCCAACGCCGACUGCUGCUGCACGGCCUGGUGCGUCAUCAUCGCAACACUCGUGUGCAGUGCUGGCAUUGCUGUCGGUUUCUAUGGGAAUGGCGAGACUUGUGAUGGAGUGAAUCGACUGACGUAUUCCCUCCGCCACGCUAACCGCACAAUCACUGGGGUUCAAAAGCUGGUAUAUGAUAGUACGUCGUCGUUGAACCAGACAGUUGACAACAAUCUGCAACAGCUUGAGGGUCAGUAUGCUCAGCAUGCAGACUACCUCUCCAUCAUCCAAAAGCUGCAGGGCCAACUGGAUGAGCUGGUCAGACAGAUGGUUGAGAUUCCUUUCUGGGACAACAACCUCAUUUCCCUGGAAGAUUUGUCCACCAGCAUCGAGCUAUAUGACUGGUAUAGGUGGCUGGGCUACAUCACACUGCUGCUCUUUGACAUCCUCAUCUGCCUCCUUGUUCUGUUCGGCCUCAUUCGCAACUCAAAGGGAAUACUUAUAGCGGUGUGCUUGUUCGGUGUAGUGGCUCUUCUAAUCAGCUGGGUCUCCCUGGGAUUGGAACUGGCUGUCUCUGUGAGCUCAAGUGACUUUUGCUUUGCUCCUGAUACAUAUGUUACCUCAGUGGUGGAUCAGUAUGCGGUCAUCAAUAAAGAGAUCCUGCAGUACUACCUUAGUUGCAGUUUGGAGCAAACCAACCCCUUUCAGCAGAGGCUUUCUGGGAGCCAUAAGGCCUUAGUAGAAAUGCAGGAUGAUGUGUCUGAGCUGCUGCGCUCUGCCACCAGAGAAUAUAAACAGACAAAGGGAAGUUUGGAAGAGAUUCAGGGGAUUCUGAACACCACAGAGAUCAGCCUUCAUCAGCUCACUGCACUGGUGGACUGUCGCAGCCUGCACAUGGACUACGUCCAGGGAAUGACGGGACUGUGCUAUGAUGGGCUGGAAGGCCUCAUCUACCUCUUGCUUUUCUCCUUCGUGACGGCUCUUAUGUUCAGCUCGAUUGUCUGCAGCGUGCCUCACACCUGGCGAGUUAAGCGGAGCAACGAAGAUGGUGAAGAUGACUCUCUGAGCCCCGGCGGAAGGCAGAACCAUGACAGCCUGUACCGGGUCCACAUGCCCAGCCUCUACAGCUGUGGCAGCAGCUAUGGGAGUGAGACAUCCAUUCCUGCCACAGCCCACACUGUCAGCAACGCACCUGUCACAGAGUACAUGGCUCAGAACUCCAACUUCCAGAACUCGCGCUGUGAAAACACGCCACUGAUCGGACGCGAGUCUCCUCCUCCCACUUUGUAUUUGACUGCCGCGGACAGUAACAGCGGUCACUGCUGGCAGUUAAAGCCCUCGGAGAGUUCAAGAUCGUUUUGGUAACUUCAUCUGCUUUACUAACAGUACACCUCCAGCAUGCGAGCAAAGUACCUGGCCAACAGUCGACCCGAUCCCAACAACCCUCCAGCUCAUUAAACCUCUCCAAUCUCCACCAAUCUGCAUCGCUGCACAUCUCUGAAGCUUCUCCUCUAUCCAGUCUCUCCUCAAGUGAUCGGUUCCAUUUCUUCUGCUUCUUGCUUAUUUUUCUUGUCUCACUUUAUUUGAACCAAAUGUGCUUUUUCUUGCUUGGCUUAAGCAGAACCAGAGGACAUGCAUCAGAUGGCCAACUGUGUGUCCGACGUACAGAUGCCACUAAUCCAACUUCCACACUCCUUUGUUUAGCACUGCGUGGAUCAUUAAGGAUGCUGGGACUGAACUCCUGAGCUGAUGCAAUACACUUGAAAGAUUUUAAACAAGAAUUCAUGAUGACAUGGGUGACAUCAAACAUGGACUCUUCUAUUGAAGCUGGUUAAGUACUGUAACAUAUUCUGUCUUUACUCUGGAGCAAAUGCCUACAUCUGUAGAUAGGAUCUUUAAAGCUACCUAUUUCAUUGAUUAUUAACUUUAGCUUGUUAGGACUCUGUUUCUGGAGCUUGAACCGUACUGUACUUGUGGCACAUUCACCACACACUAACACACUUGGCUUAUAGUGGCAUUCUGUCUUAAACCUGUUGUCUGGGACCAGUGUUCCUGUGGUAUUGCAUGUCUGACCACAGUCUUAUUUUUCUUAAGACACAAUUAUUUCACUUGUUUUGUUUUUAUAUUGCAAUGAGCCCCACUUCUCUAGCAGUUGCUGUUCACUUGUGAAGAUCUGGAUCUGGCACAUGUUUUUAUUUGGUUGAAUGAAACUGAGAAGCCAGAACUCAUUUUUUUUCCCAGCAGAUGACUAAAAAAAAGACGAGUGUGUGGUCUUUGGAGCGCCCUGCGUCUUCUUAACGGCUUGUAAUGCUUUCUGUGGUUCUUUUAUUAAAAAAACUGCAAACUUCACACAGAAAAAAGCAGCAGUGAUCACCCAGUGGGAGCUUUUGACUUGAAAAAAUGGCUUUUUCUCAGGAGAUUUUUCUGAAAACAUUUUAUGCGUUUGCAAUGCAGUGCCUCAAAUGUGUUUUAGCAUUUAUAUAACACUCAAAAGGGGUAGUGGCUGCUGUGAAAGGAUUGUGAAAACCUCUACUUUCUGUGUAAAAGAAAAAGGAAUUUCUCUUUUAGGAAAAUAAUCUGUUGCAACAUGACGAACUUUCAAAUGUGGAGUGAGAUGUCUGUACUCCCACUGCCUCUGCUUGCUUCUUAAGAUGUGAUGUGUAGGAAGUGAUGUUGAGACAGUGCCACGUUAAGCACAAACCUUUUAGUAUCUGAGAAAUGUUUUACAUGUCUUUAAUUCAACCAGCAGCUCCUUGGUGGCUGUGAAACAAGAAAAUGAGCCUGAGUUUAAAAACAAAUGUAUGCUUUCUUUAAAUAUUCACUGAUGCAGUCUGGUUUUUUUUUUUUUUUUCAUUUUUUGUAGUAGUAAUAUUGAUCUUGUUCUAAUACAGAUGAAGAUCAUUAGAAACAUUUCCAACUCUGAAAAAAUUAUUUUUCUUUUCUUUAAACAAAACCUGUGAUUAAUUUUUAAGGCAUUUCUUUUAUUUUACCUUUAGAAACAUGAAUUCAUGUAAAUAUUAAUAGAUUUGUCUUUCUUUUGUGUAAUAAAAUCACUGUAGAUCUGUUUUUUUAUACAUCAUUUUGUAAUGUGUACGUGUAAAGGCUGUGGUCACGUUGAAGCUUGAAUGCUGUGUUUUAAAAUUAAAGGAAGUUUAACUGAA
Girardinichthys multiradiatus is the source of this 4135-nucleotide messenger RNA. Its product is annotated as protein tweety homolog 3-like. The coding region runs from base 756 to 2339 and encodes 527 amino acids. Gene Ontology annotation, molecular function: intracellularly calcium-gated chloride channel activity; volume-sensitive chloride channel activity. Lineage: Eukaryota; Metazoa; Chordata; Actinopteri; Cyprinodontiformes; Goodeidae. Gene Ontology annotation, cellular component: plasma membrane. The record is from RefSeq and is a predicted model, not a curated record. The transcript is spliced from 15 exons.